CUUGCCAGAGCUGACGACAUGGCAAGCAACAACAGAACUGAGCGUACACCAUUGCUCAAUGGUGACGCCCCAACAGGUGACCGGAGCGAAGCCAGGGAGUCGUUCGGUACGCGUAUGAAGCGCUUCUUGCAGCGCAAUGGCGUCUACCUCAUCAUCAUUCUCCUGCUCAUUCUGGUCCUCGUUCCACUCCUAGUGCAGACCAUCCGCGGCAGUGGCAAGAAGCACAAGCAUCAUGAUUCACAUGGUGAGAAACCAUCCGACCCGCAUAGCAACUCCACCGAGCUCUGCACAUCAGCUGCAUGUGUGCUCGCAUCUGCAAACAUUCUUCGUAGUCUAUCGCCAAGUUACGAAAUGCUGGACCCUUGUGAUGACUUCCGGGCUUAUGUCUGUGCUGGCUUCGACGCUGCCCAUGAGAUCCGAGAGGACCAAGCAGGCGUUGGCAACCUCCAGAUCAUGAACGAGAACAACCAACUCAUCCUGAAGCAUAUCUUGGAGUCGCCUGCCCCGAAGGACACGUCGCUCUUCUGGACAGCCGCCAACCCGGACCAGGAGAUCUUCGACAAGCUGCAGGACGGCUACAAUGCUUGUAUGAAUGAGUCCUUACUCGCUUCAAUUGGAUCAAAGCCCCUGCUGGAUCUGCUCUUGCAACUCGACAAGAUCUACCCUACUGAGAAGUCGAAGAAGAACAAGGAUGACAACUCUCUCACAAAGGCCAUCGAAUUCCUGAUGAGCAUCGGCGUUGGGGGCCCCGUCUCGAUCGAUGUCGGCGCUGAUGACAAGGAUCCAGACACUAACGUCAUCUCCGUCGGUGCACCAUACUCUUUUGGACUUCCCAGCAAGCAGUACUACGAGCGCGCCGAGGUUGUUGACUCAUACAAAGAAACCAUUGGAAGCGUGCUGGAAGCACUUCUGAAGGAAGCCAAGCCUGAUGCGCUCUUAUUCAUGUCUGACAAUCAGGAUAUGAUUGUACUAAGCAAGGAUCUCGUGGACAGCCUUGUGGCCCUCGAGAAGUCCAUGGCCAAUGUCGCACCAGACCCAGAGGAUGCUGCAGAUGUCACGAAGUACUACAAUCCCCGUACUUUGAAAGAGACUGAAGCCUAUAACUCGGAAAUAUCUGUCAAGGAGAUUCUUGACACGUUCGCAAGCGGUUACACACCUUCAAAGAUCAUUGUUGGUUCGCCUGAUUAUCUCAAGGCACUGGAGAAGAUUCUCAAGUCCUCCUCGCGAAAGACCAUCAAGACAUACCUGGUGUGGAAGGUGGUUCAAUCAUGGGCCGGAGCUGUAGAAGAUCCAGCCGUACAACCGCUGUUGCGAUUCAGAAACAAGCUCCGAGGCCAAGCUCCGGACGUGAAGCAGGAGCGCUGGAGAACCUGUGUGAGUAGUGUUGGCAACGAUCUUGAAUGGAUCAUGAGUCGCUUCUUCGUAGAGAGGGCUUUCUCCAAAGAAGCAAAAGACCUCGGCGACCAGAUCAUUCUUGACAUCAAGGAUGAAUUCUCUAUAAAGCUCAAUGAAUCAGAGUGGAUGACCGAAAGCGUGCGCCAGCUGGCUAUCGAAAAGGUUCAUCUCAUUCGCCAGAAGAUCGGAUACCCAACUCAAAGUCCUGAUAUCACCAACGCAGGAGAGUUGCAAGAGUACUACAGCAAUGUCAGUAUCUCGGCGACAACCUUCUUCGAGAACAAGCUGUCAGUCGUCAGACAGGAUGUGCGUGAAUCUUGGGCACAAGUUGGUAAACCUGUUGACAAGGACGAAUGGGGUAUGAGCGCACAGACCGUCAAUGCCUAUUACAACCCUCCUGGUAACGAGAUUGUGUUCCCGGCUGGUAUCAUGCAAGCUCCUGUCUUCUAUGAUCCCUCUAUUCCCAAGUAUCUCUCAUACGGAGCCUUUGGAGCUGUGGCUGGUCACGAAUUGUCGCACGCUUUCGACUCUUCCGGCAGAAACUACGAUCAGAACGGCAAUUACACUGACUGGUGGGACAAUUCUACAAUCCAGGCUUUCAAGACCAAAACAGACUGCUUUGUGGAGCAAUACCACAACUACACUGUUCCUACCAAAAAUGGACCUCUGCCAAUCAACGGCAAGCUUACUUUGGGAGAGAACAUCGCUGAUGCUGGUGGCCUUACUGCGGCGUAUCAAUCUUGGAAGCGUCGCGAUGAUGAGAAAGCAGACUUGAUGCUUCCCGGCUUAGACCACUUCACCAAGGAGCAGAUCUUCUUCCUCGCAUACGGACAGACGUGGUGUGGCAAGAUGAGAGAGGAGCAAGUCGUGCAAAGAAUCUACACGGACCCUCACAGUCCUGACAUUUUCAGAAUUAAGGGUACAACGGCCAACUCGCGCGAAUUCAGAGAAGCUUUUAGCUGCCCUGUCAAGGAGCCCACUUGUGAAUUGUGGUAGGCAUGGUAUGCAAGCAUGGUCUUACAAGCGAGCAUGUAUCUUUAGCUUUGUUUUGAGAUAGCAUAUGUGUGUAGUAAAGAAUGCAUUGGGGGUAACAUGAGAAG
Aureobasidium pullulans EXF-150 is the source of this 2495-nucleotide messenger RNA. RefSeq names its product endothelin-converting enzyme. The transcript is spliced from 5 exons. Bases 19 to 2391 code for a protein of 790 amino acids. The record is from RefSeq and is a predicted model, not a curated record. Gene Ontology annotation, molecular function: metalloendopeptidase activity. NCBI's taxonomy places the organism in Eukaryota, Fungi, Ascomycota, Dothideomycetes, Dothideales, Saccotheciaceae. Gene Ontology annotation, cellular component: plasma membrane. Gene Ontology annotation, biological process: protein processing.